CUUUUUUUAGUGUUGCUGACGGGAUGCUAUUCUCCACCAUGAAUAAGUCUAAUCGGUUUCGGAUGGGCAGUUUUAAAAUAUUUGAUUUAAUGUUGAAUCAGCGAAACAUUCAUGAAUUAACAUGUCGGUUUGCUGCUGUUCUUCUUUUAACCUGCCAGUGUCUGGCAGACGAUGGAUACGAGAUGGAUGACUUUUUGAAAAGGGAGUACUCUCUUACCAAACCAUACCAAGGGUUGGGCUCCUCCAGUUCCUCUUAUUGGGACCUGAUGGGCAAUGCCAUGAUCACCACUGACCAUGUGCGACUGACCCCUGACUUGCAGAGCAGACAAGGAGCAGUGUGGAGCCGUGUUCCCUGUUUCCUGCGGGACUGGGAGCUGCAGGUGCACUUUAAGAUCCACGGCCACGGGAAGAAGAACCUGAAUGGAGAUGGAAUGGCUCUGUGGUAUACCAAAGAACGCAUGCAGACUGGUCCUGUGUUUGGAAACAUGAACCUCUUCACUGGCCUUGGAGUGUUUGUGGACACCUACCCCAAUGAAAAUAAGAACCAUGAGAAGAAGUACAAUCCUUCGACUCAGAGGGUCUUUCCAUACGUUUCUGGGAUGGUGGGGAACGGGACUCUUGCUUAUGAGCACGAUCGUGAUGGCCAGUCCACAGAGCUUGGCGGGUGCACAGCCCUGGUGCGCAACAUCCCCCAUGACACCUUCCUCCUCAUCAGAUACAUCAAAAACCGACUGACGAUACAGAUAGACGUUGACGGUAAACAGGAGUGGCAGGACUGUCUGGACCUUCCAGGGGUACGUCUACCUCGGGGCUACUUCUUUGGAGCCUCCUCUGUUACUGGAGACCUGUCAGACAACCAUGAUCUCAUCUCUAUGAAGCUGUACCAGCUGACUGUGGAGCGUACUCCGGAGGAAGAGGAGGAGGAAGAGCUCAUCCCCAGUGUUGAUAACUUUGAGCACUUGAACAAAGUGGAGGUGCAAGAAGAGGGGAUGAGUGGAGUCCAGCUCUUCUUCACCAUAGUCUUCUCUGUCAUUGGUAUCUUUGUACUGGGGGUGGUGGCAGUGGUCAUGUAUGGGCGCUGGAAGGAGAACAGCCGCAAACGCUUCUACUGAGAGGGAGAGCUGGGUAGUCUACGGUUCCAUCCCAAAUGGCACCCUAUUCUCUUUAUAGUGCACUACUUUUGACUAGGGGUCUAGUCAAAAGGUGUGCUCUCUGUAGGGAAUAGGAUGCCAUUUGGGAUGUCGUCUGAGGGAUGCUCUAUGUGAAGGAGCACAAAUGAGGAUGUAGAUUUUUAAACAUACAACGAACAUGCUGUCUGCCAUACAUAGCUUUACUACAUAACAAUUCCCUUACCUCAAUAAUACUUCAACUGCGACAAAUUAACCGUUCUCGGACCAUCUCGGGCCAAAUAAAUCAAACGUGACCCUUUUUUUUAAUCACUUUUUUUUUUAAUACUGUGAGAUUAAUCUUUUUUUGUCUUUUGUUUCACCUUAGUGUUUCACGUAGGAGGCCAUGACCUGUGAAUUGCUGACACUGUCAUCAGCAGACUGCACUCACUUAUAUGCAGUGUGCAUGAUGGCUUCCAGCCUUUCUGUCAUGUUCUGCCGUUGAGACUUCCGAAUUGUUUGCACUGACAUGAAAUGCCUGUGAGAAGACUUAUAUUGAGCUGCCAUAAUAACUAAGUAAUGAGAGAGAGAAUUGUUCUCAACAAAAGUACCUAGCUCGGGCCAGUUUAAGACCAGGGCCUUCAAGAUCGUAAUGAAUCAAAUUUUAUUGCUGGGGGAACUGAUCUGAGUUCAGCAGUCCUACUCUGAGAUGUUUUCUUGAAUAUGGGCCCAGGUAUCGCAAUGUACAUGCUAAUCCUCUAGUUCUAUAUUUUGGUUCAUGAGCUAACAUUUGGCUCUUGGUUCUGUAUUUCUGUGCUGUAACUACCAUUUACCUACAGUUGAAGUCGGAAGUUGACAUACACUUAGGUUGAAGUCAUUAAAACUAUUUUUUUAACCACUAUA
Oncorhynchus tshawytscha (Chinook salmon) is the source of this 2009-nucleotide messenger RNA. RefSeq names its product lectin, mannose-binding 2-like b (gene lman2lb). Gene Ontology annotation, biological process: Golgi organization; endoplasmic reticulum organization; endoplasmic reticulum to Golgi vesicle-mediated transport. The record is from RefSeq and is a predicted model, not a curated record. The transcript is spliced from 9 exons. Gene Ontology annotation, molecular function: D-mannose binding. NCBI's taxonomy places the organism in Eukaryota, Metazoa, Chordata, Actinopteri, Salmoniformes, Salmonidae. Bases 24 to 1112 code for a protein of 362 amino acids. Gene Ontology annotation, cellular component: Golgi membrane; endoplasmic reticulum-Golgi intermediate compartment; COPII-coated ER to Golgi transport vesicle.